AAUAGCCUCUGAAAACUACAGCUGCCAUUCUUACCCAUAAGCAGGGCAGAGCUCUCCAUUCUCUUAUAUAAAUACACCAUCUCUCGAUCAUCUUCCAAACUCAGAGGAAACUAUCAACCAUCAGCAAUGGCCUCUACCCUUCCUCCCCUCUCUCUACCCUUCCUCCCUCUUCUCAUACUCUCCACCUCCUUCGCUUCGGCAGCCGGUAACUUCAACCAAGACGUCGAUAUCACCUGGGGCGACGGCCGUGGAAAGAUACUCAACAAUGGCGAGCUCCUCACCCUCUCCCUCGAUAAGUCUUCCGGUUCUGGCUUCCAGUCUAAGAACGAGUUUCUCUUCGGUAGGAUUGAUAUGCAGAUCAAGCUUGUUGCAGGCAAUUCCGCCGGCACUGUUACUGCUUACUAUUUAUCGUCGCAAGGAGAAGCGCAUGAUGAGAUUGAUUUUGAGUUCCUCGGCAAUCUCAGCGGCGAUCCGUAUAUAGUACAUACGAACGUUUACACGCAGGGGAAGGGGAACAGAGAGAUGCAGUUUUUCCUCUGGUUUGAUCCUACCAAAGAUUUCCACAACUAUUCCAUCCUUUGGAAUCCCAGCCACAUUGUAUUCUACGUGGAUGGAUCGCCCAUUAGAGAAUUCAAGAAUCUGGCGGCUACCAAAGGGAUUCCUUACCCGAACAAUCAGGCGAUGAGAUUGUAUUCAAGUCUGUGGGAUGCAGAGGACUGGGCUACCAGAGGAGGGCUGGUGAAGACUGACUGGAGCCAAGCUCCAUUCAUGGCGGCGUUCAGGAACUUGAACGCUGACGGCUGCGUUCAGGGUCCGCUCGCUUCUUCCUCCUGUGGCUCGAAAGCAUGGAUGAAUCAAGCGCUGGACGCGCAGAGCUUGAAGAGAAUGAAUUGGGUGCAGAAAAAUUAUAUGGUUUAUAAUUACUGUACUGAUUUGAAGAGGUUUCCGCAGGGGCUUCCACCUGAGUGCUCUGCAAACUAGAAAGGGAGGUUUUUUGGAUGGAGGGAUGGUGAUUUGAGUUUGUAAAUAGUAAAGGUGAUUGUUUUGAUGGGAAGUCAAUAAUCAUUGGUGUUUGGUUUGUUUUUAAUCAUACUAGAUGUUUGUUUGCCUUUUGGAUUUAUCUUGUUUAUUGUAAUUUUUUUUUUAUUAUACCGCUA
This is a messenger RNA of Phalaenopsis equestris, 1157 nucleotides long. RefSeq names its product probable xyloglucan endotransglucosylase/hydrolase protein 23. Bases 127 to 981 code for a protein of 284 amino acids. Gene Ontology annotation, molecular function: xyloglucan:xyloglucosyl transferase activity; hydrolase activity, hydrolyzing O-glycosyl compounds. The record is from RefSeq and is a predicted model, not a curated record. Lineage: Eukaryota; Viridiplantae; Streptophyta; Magnoliopsida; Asparagales; Orchidaceae. Gene Ontology annotation, cellular component: cell wall; apoplast. Gene Ontology annotation, biological process: cell wall biogenesis; xyloglucan metabolic process. The transcript has 3 exons.